AUCCAUUUAGUUCUUCUUUUCAGGAGACAAAGAUAGUAUUUUGCGAAAAAUACGAUGAUAUUUUUGUGAAAACUCUGUUGAUUUUCAAACAUUUAAAGCAAGAAUGCCGUCGUCACCUGUCGUUGCGUAUUCAUAUGAUCCAGAUGUUGGAAAUUUCCACUAUGGUCCAGGGCAUCCUAUGAAGCCACAGAGGAUUGCAUUAACACACUGUCUAGUGAUGCACUAUAAUCUACACAAGAAGAUGCAAGUGUAUCGUCCAUACAGGGCCUCAGUUCAUGACAUGUGUAGAUUUCAUUCGGAAGAUUACAUUGACUUUCUAAUGAGAGUGUCUCCACAGAAUGUACAGAACUUUACUAAGCAGCUCAGUAUGUUCAAUGUGGGAGAUGAUUGCCCAGUUUUUGAUGGGAUAUAUGACUUUUGUUCAAUGUAUACUGGAGCCACACUAGAAGGAGCUGUCAAAUUAAAUAAUAAUGACUGUGAUAUAGCAGUGAACUGGUCUGGAGGUUUACAUCAUGCCAAAAAAUUUGAAGCGUCAGGAUUUUGUUAUGUUAAUGAUAUAGUUAUUGGUAUACUAGAGUUACUAAAAUAUCACCCGCGUGUUCUGUAUAUUGACAUAGAUAUUCACCAUGGUGAUGGUGUACAGGAGGCAUUUUAUCUCACUGACAGAGUAAUGACUGUCUCUUUCCAUAAAUAUGGCAACUACUUCUUCCCUGGGACAGGGGAUAUGUUUGAGCUGGGAGCAGAAUGUGGGAGAUAUUAUUCAUUAAAUGUACCACUGAGAGAAGGCAUGGAUGACCAGAUGUACAUGAAUGUGUUCAAGCCAACAAUACAGCAAGUUAUAGAAUUCUACAGACCCACAGUUAUAGUGCUUCAGUGUGGUGCAGAUUCUUUAGGCAGUGACAGACUAGGCUGCUUUAAUCUUAGUAUAAAAGGACAUGGAGAGUGCGUAAAAGUUGUGAAGGAAUAUGGUCUACCAUUGUUGGUGCUUGGAGGUGGUGGGUACACAAAGAGGAAUGUUGCUAGAUGCUGGACGUAUGAGACAGGGGUUAUACUAAAUGAGGAAAUCAGUAAUGAGAUACCUUAUAAUGAGUACCUUGAAUAUUUUGCUCCAGACUUUACUCUACAUCCUGAUAUAUCAACAAAACAGGACAAUCAGAACACAAAAACAUACAUAGACGGUCUAAAACAGAUGGUCAGUGAGAAUUUAAAGCAGCUGGCAUGCUCGCCUAGUGUAGAAAUGCAGGACAUACCACCAGAUCUCCUAUCACUGGAAAACACAGAGGAGCCAAAUCCUGAUAUCACCAACAGUCAAGCAGACGUUGAUAAAAGAAUUGAAGCCAACAAUGAAUAUUAUGAUGGUGAUAAGGACAAUGAUAAAGAAAAUGAUGGUUUUAUAGAGGUAUGACCACAUUACUAACUAGAAGAGAAUCUCUCAUGGACUUUGAAGGCACUAGUAUAUAUGUGUAUAUACUAUACUAGUACAAUAAACAACUCAGCUGAAGAGUCAACAGGAUGGAUUGCAUAUUUUAUUGAUACACUGUACUGGUUUGGAAUAGAAAUAGUCAUUGAAAAGAUGAACAAAGUGUUACACAAAACUGUAUCAAUGUUGCAUAUUUUAGCACAGAAGCGAUAUUUGUAUUGUGUUAAAUUCUUGGAAACUUAUUAUAAAGUGUAAUUAUUUAAAGGAUAUAUUCAUUCAAGAUACAGAUGUUGUGAAAAACUUGUAGUGUUAAAGAAUGUGAUGCAGUCUGGUGCACUGUUAAGGAGAUUUGUAAGGAUAUCUUUAAUAGUUGAGACAGGGAACCAGUCCCAGUCUCCUGCAUCUGACUGGUUGAUUGCAGACACACAGAUUUUAUAUCGACCAAUAAUUGAGCCAAUUUGACUUUGUUUGAUAAGUCUGAAUUGAUUUUGAUGUGUACAGUGGUGUUAUUAGUUUCUUGGUAACAAUUUGUAGCCAAGAUCGUGUUCAGGACAUUCUGAUGUCACAUGGCAUUACUUAAAAACAUAAUAUAUUUCUUUAUAUGGAAUAUUACAUAAUCAUGACAUCAUUUUCACUUAUACAUUUCAUAUGAAAAACUUUGUUCAAAAGCAUACAUAGAACAUCAAAGCAAGUUUAUUUUUCUAUAUUGAUUUCAGUGUGUUGUAGUCAGAUAUAGGAUCUCACCCUUGCUGUCAUAUCAUUUAAAAAAAAAUAACUUGUCUGAC
Ruditapes philippinarum (Manila clam) is the source of this 2205-nucleotide messenger RNA. Its product is annotated as histone deacetylase 3-like. The record is from RefSeq and is a predicted model, not a curated record. Bases 104 to 1405 code for a protein of 433 amino acids. Gene Ontology annotation, molecular function: histone deacetylase activity. NCBI's taxonomy places the organism in Eukaryota, Metazoa, Mollusca, Bivalvia, Venerida, Veneridae. The transcript has 12 exons.